AUAUCCUGUUGUCUUUCAAGGUAUCGUCGCUCUGAAGGCCCAUGAAGCUACGAUUCAAAUGCACAGGGUAAGCGGGAAUACCGAAAUGGUUAAACAUUCGUUAAUUCAGUUUGAGACUAUGAGUGGCGGUUUGCCAGUUAUUCGGAUCAAUCAGCGUAUGAGAAUGGAAACUAAUCAGCUUGAAACUGUAAGAAGCAAGAUGAACGACGAGCGUUCAUAUGUAGCUCUUGUUUGCUUGGCUUGUGGUAAAGAUAAGGAUGAUAUCAGACAUCAGUCUGAAGUGUUGAAAGAGCGUUUCGUUGAUUAUUUGAUCUCCAAAGUUGCUGCUGGGAUCUGUAAUCUUGGAAAUGAGCGACAUCCGGUCCCAGAUUCAAUUGUACACGUGUUUCCUCCAUGCAGCUUUGCAUCAGAAUUUCUCAGGUUAAAUGCAUCAGAUCUUCUGGAUACUAUCCAACAGCAAGCUAUCAAUUAUUUGUUCAUUGUGAUAACUGCAACGAAUUGAGG
This is a messenger RNA of Enterobius vermicularis (human pinworm), 504 nucleotides long. The record is from the annotation of a GenBank genome assembly. NCBI's taxonomy places the organism in Eukaryota, Metazoa, Nematoda, Chromadorea, Rhabditida, Oxyuridae.